Equus quagga is the source of this 680-nucleotide messenger RNA. RefSeq names its product NADH:ubiquinone oxidoreductase subunit AB1 (gene NDUFAB1). The record is from RefSeq and is a predicted model, not a curated record. NCBI's taxonomy places the organism in Eukaryota, Metazoa, Chordata, Mammalia, Perissodactyla, Equidae. The coding region runs from base 38 to 508 and encodes 156 amino acids. Gene Ontology annotation, cellular component: mitochondrion. Gene Ontology annotation, biological process: fatty acid biosynthetic process. Gene Ontology annotation, molecular function: acyl binding; acyl carrier activity. The transcript has 5 exons.
GAGGGCGCGGCGCAGUGCAUCCUGGGUCGGCGUAGCGAUGGCGGCUCGUGUCCUUUCCGCCGGUGUCCGCCGACUGCCCGCGGCCUUCGCGCUGCUGCCCCGGGCCCCCACCCUGGCCGCCGCCCGGCCGCUCAGCACCGCCCUGUGGCCCGCGGGGGCCCGCAUGAGGCGUGGGGCUCCGCAGCCGGUCUCGGUGCUCGCUCAGGUUCCAGAUGGAGUCACACGGCUGUGCCGCCAGUAUAGUGACCUGCCCCCUUUGACGUUAGAGGGAAUCAAGGACCGUGUUCUUUACGUCUUGAAACUCUAUGACAAGAUUGACCCAGAAAAGCUCUCGGUAAAUUCCCAUUUUAUGAAAGACCUGGGCUUAGACAGUUUGGACCAAGUGGAGAUUAUCAUGGCCAUGGAGGAUGAAUUUGGGUUUGAAAUUCCUGAUGUAGAUGCGGAAAAGUUAAUGUGUCCACAAGAAAUUGUAGAUUACAUUGCAGAUAAGAAGGAUGUAUAUGAAUAAAAUAUCAGACCCCUUUUCUUCCCUGAGAGAACACUCAGAAGAUACUGGCGAGUGUCGGAAAGUGAGAGCACAUUUUGGCACGACUGCUGACUUUGACAGAGUAAUUCUGUUUAGACUUGUAUUUAAAUUGUCUAAGUGUUUUUUCCCUUUGAAAAUAAAUCUAUAAAACCAA